GGAUAAAUAUGAGUUCAUAUAUGAAAAAAAGUAGUGAGCUUGAAGAGUUGAAAAUGGAGCUCAACUCCCUCAAAAUCGAUGAGCAGAAGGAAGCAGUGAAACAAGUCAUCGCAAUGAUGACUAUUGGUAAGGAUGUUAGUGUCCUCUUUCCACAUGUAACUAAAUGCAUAAUGAGUCCAUCUAUUGAGUUAAAGAAGCUGGUGUAUUUGUAUAUCAUUAAUUAUGCUAAGAGUAAGCCUGAUCUUGCCUUGAUGGCUGUGAGUGCAUUUACAAAAGACGCACACGAGAAGAGCAAUCCUUUGAUUAGAGCAUUAGCGGAUAGAAUAAAAAUCGCAACAUACCUUUGAGAAUCUUUAAAGGAUUGUCUGGUAGAUGAUGAUCCUUAUGUAAAGAAGACAGCAGCUAUUUCUGUAGCAAAGAUCUACCAUAUUAUGCCAGAACACACAAAAGAGUUCGGCUUUAUAAAACUCCUGCAAGGAUUACUUCAGGAUGGAAAUGCAAUUGUGGUUGCGAAUGCUGUAGCUGCUCUAUUUGAAAUUUCAAGAGUCGCAGGCAAGAACUAUUUAAAAGCUAACAAAGAAACUAUCGGAAAGUUACUAAAUGCUUUGAACGAUACAAAUGAGUGGGGCCAAAUAUACAUUCUAGAAAGUAUUAUCAACUACAAUCCUAAGGAGCAGAAGGAAGCAGAGGAGAUCAUUGAGAGGAUCAUGCCCAGGCUCCAACAUGCUAAUCCUGCUGUUGUAUUAGGCGCGACAAAGAAUGUACUCCACUUUUUGAAAUUCGUUAACCUCAAAUCCAACAAGGAUGUUAUUCUGAAGAAGCUAUCAGCACCACUGAUUACCUUGCUCUCUGCAGAGCCUGAGAUUCAAUAUAUUGCGUUAUGAAACAUUCUUCUAAUUCUCCAGCAAAUUCCAAAUGUGUUCGAGAAAAAUGUCAAAAUGUUCUUCUGUAGAUUUUCAGAUCCAAUAUAUGUAAAGCUUGCUAAGCUUGAUGUGAUGGUUGGAGUGGCUGACAAUACUAAUGUAGACAUCAUCAUCACCGAGCUUCACGAGUACUGCAAUAACAUAGACCAGGACUUUGUGAGAAGAUCCAUCAAAGCCAUCGGCCAGGUGGUCGUCAAGGUUGAUAGGGUGGCAAAAAAAGGAGUAGAAGCAUUGAGAGAGCAUAUUAAUCAAGAGCAUGGCUCCGAUUCUGCCCUUCAGGAAGCAGUUAUUGUUGCAAGUAAAAUAUUGAGAAAAUAUCCCAAGAAAUUUGAAAGUCUCGUGAAGGAUAUCGUAAUGCAACAAGAAAGAAUAGAUGAGCCAGAAAGUAAAUCAGCUUUCAUUUGGAUUUUGGGAGAGUACUCGAAGAAGAUCGAAAAUGCAGGGGAGAAGCUAGAAACAUACAUUGAGUCUUUCACUAAUGAGAAUAUCAACGUCUGUUUGCAAAUCCUCACCUCUUCAGUUAAGAUGUUUAUUAAGGAUUCUGACGCUUAUGAAGACAUGGUCAUGAACGUUCUCAAACUUGCAUCUGAGGCCUCUGCAAACCCAGAUCUAAGAGACAGAGGAUAUAUCUAUUGGAGGAUGCUUUCCACAGAUCCUACGCAGACAAAGGAUGUCGUCCUUGCAAAGCGUCCCGAAGUUGAAGAAGACUUGACCAAACUUAUGGAUGAUGAGACAAGGGAAAUAUUUUCUGAUAUCUUCAUUUCAGACACAAAGCAUUCAGCUCUGAGACCAGAGAGAACUGCUACCGCUGAUGAACCAGACUCAGAUGAGGAAGUAGAAGAAGAAGAGAAGCCUAAAAAGUCUAAGAAGAAGGAUAAAAAGAGCAAGAAAAAGAAAUCAAAAAAGGAGGAUGAGAAAGAAGAAAUUAUUCUUCCAGAAGAAGUUGUAACAGAAGAAAAACCAAAAAAUGAUUUAGAUGAUAUCUUCGGACUUGGAUUAGAAGACGAACCUGUAACGACAGAUGCUCAAGCAGCAGACCCUUUAGCAGGGAUUCUAGGUGAUACCAAUGGAUCAACUGGUACUGAUCAAGCUGCAUCCCCGUGGGAUGAUAAUGGAUUAUUUGGUGGCUUCGGAGCAGCUGGAAGUGAUGCUUCAAUGUACGUAAAACCUGAGCAUGUUGAAGUAGUCAGCUCAUCAACACCAGGAUCCCAAAAUAAGACAACAGGUUUACAAAUUAAAGGAAGGUUUUAUAGAGAAGGAACAUCAAUAAAACUAGACCUUAUUUUCUACAAUUCAACAGCUGGAAUAAUUUCAGAUUUUGACAUAAUGAUCAAUAAAAAUCCAUUUGGAUUAAAGCCAGGGACAAUUAGUGUAAUUCCAAUUUCUGCUGGCCAAACUUUUACAACAGUAGUUGAAUGUUCUAUUGACCAGAGCAAUGCGGACAUGAAGAAUCCCCCUCAAUUCCCAUACUAUGUUCAGACUGCUAUCAAAUGCUCGUUAGAUAUUUAUUAUUUCCAGGUGCCAUGAUUGCUUCACACUCUUUUGCAAGGUACAGCAGUGACUGUGACUCAAGCCCAAUGACAACAGAUGGCAAAUAGUAUCGCAGCAAAGCAUUCUUUCUCAGUGAAUAGUGCAAGAUUUGCUGGAUCUCCCUCAGAUUUGAAGACAAGGCUGCAAACAAAUUCCUUCUAUCCUAUUUAUGAUGAAGCAAACAGCCAGAUAUUUGCAACUUCCACCGUCAACAACAUCCCUAUCUUAUUAAGGUGCACUCCUGAGGGAGAAGAUAUUCAGAUUAUUGUUUGAACGCCAGUGGGACCCCUAUAUCCCCUCAUUGAAGAAGCUGUGAAAGAAGUUAUUAGCAAAUAA
Molecule: messenger RNA, 2789 nt
Organism: Moneuplotes crassus
Lineage: Eukaryota; Ciliophora; Spirotrichea; Euplotida; Euplotidae
Source: the annotation of a GenBank genome assembly